Molecule: messenger RNA, 2068 nt
Organism: Ricinus communis (castor bean)
Lineage: Eukaryota; Viridiplantae; Streptophyta; Magnoliopsida; Malpighiales; Euphorbiaceae
Exons: 6
Coding region: 159-1745 (528 amino acids)
Source: RefSeq, a predicted model, not a curated record
AGCGGUGCAAUGCUCGAGCUCAACAAGUCUAUUGGAGCUUGACUUUGACUCGCUAAAAUCAAGUGCCUAGGUUUUGAUACUAAACUAAAACGAUGUCGUUAAGUGCUCUUCUAAAACCCUAGAAUUUACAUCCGGCUACUGGACGGAAAGGAAUCGGCAUGGCUUCGUCUCCAGAACCCAAUCCUUUUGUUGGAGAAAACUAUGAUAUUACUCUAAGCCAAUCAAUGCGCCAACUUGUAUCUGAAAUCCAAAACAAAACCGUAAACUUUUCUCAUUCGAUUGACUUCUUUUACCAAUUAAUGCAAUCAAGAAUCGACCCUCCCUUGGAAACGAUCUGGGCAUAUUCUGCUUUGUCUUUUAAGUGCAAAAAAACAACAAAAGGUGAUCUUUCAAAUCAGAUUUUGAUUUCAAAAGAACUAUUUCAGCUUAUAUCAGGAUGUUCAGGUCCUUGUAGUGCUUCAAAAAGCAUAACUUUGCUAGCUCCAGUUCUUCUCCACGUGUAUAAAUUGGUCACUGAGGUAUUAGGCAAAGAUUUAGGAGCUAAGAGAGUGAAGAAAGAGAUUAUAAAGGUUAAGUCUUUGAUUGGAGCUAUUCUUGGGUAUGUAAGUGCGUGCUGUAGUAAGGAUAUGAGCGAGGAGAAAGAUCCAAUUUUGAGUUUAGCAUUUGCGGAUUUGGUUGGUGUGUGGAUGGACGGAAAUGAGGAUUUGAAGGCAUUUUUACCUCUUGUGAGUGAUGAAAUACGUAAAGAGAUUAGCGAUGGAGGUUCAACUGUGAGUUACUUAGCUGGAGUUGUUAUUUCCGAGGUUUUCUUGUUGAAGCUUUGCUUGGAUUUAAGGGUGGGGAAUAGGGGAGUGGAGUUCGAGAAGGAGCUGAGGAGAUGGAUUGUUGGCUCAAUAACUGGGUUUCAAAGCUUCUACUUCUUUGAAACCCUUGUGAGGAUGUUGCUGGAGCCAGCCCUACCUGUGACUUCACUAUUGAGUUUGGAAGAUGAAGAUUUUUUAAGGAAGAUUCUGUAUGAUGCUGCUAUAAUGGUGGAAUAUUCUUUCCUUAGUUCUGAGAGAGUGAUAGACCUACCAGCCAACCGUGUGAGAAGUCUUGCAGUGAAGAGAUUGAUCAUUACACAUGAAGCCAUAGAACUUGUUAGGAAAAAUGGGGACCAAAAGAGAGCUAUUUCUUAUACUAAUUCAUUCUCCAUUUCUCGGUUGCCUUCCCAAAUUAUUAAGUGUAUUAUGACUAGCCAGAUUGGCUUGGAGGAAGAAGCGAAUAGAUUGAAGGGAGCAUCGCCUAAAGCCCUUAUAAAGUGGUUACUAAAGCUAGAUGGCCAGGGCAUUCAAAUAUAUGAUGAUAGAGUCUCCAAGCUCCAUGCCAAAUUAGCUGUUGAUAAUUCUAAGCCCGAUUCUGAGCGGUCUGCAUUUAAGCCAGAAGGCAAGCUAACAGAUGCUGAUCUUCUGUUUUACAUUGAUAACAAAGGAGGAAAAGAAGGCUGUAAUGAGGAUGAUAAGGAGAUAAAUGAGUCCAUGAGUGCCGCUUUUGUAGCUGCUGCAAAAACUAUGAGAUUGAUUGAAAAAGGAGGGAGGAAACGGAAAGAAGGGAUAAAUGCUGGAAAGAAGAAAAAAAUUAAGGUCCUCAAGCAUGACCUCUCUGAUAAUUCUGAUUCAGAUGGAGAAAUAUCCUCAGCCGUCAGUGAUGAUAGUUCAGGCAGUGGGAGUGAAGUUGAGAAUCCAAGCUCAGAUGAAGAUGUUUGAGUGAAGUGGUGGUAGGAAUCUUUGAAGAGAAAACAAGGCAAUUAUGCUAACUCCACCUGAAUUAGCUUCAAAGACAAUAUUCAACUGUAACAGCCCUACCAACUGCUAGAGCUGCCAUUGAAUAGCAAAGCAGCUGCUUCAAUCUCAUAUAUCUUUAGCCAAAGUUAUAAUUAGUUGUUAAGUGUAAUGCUUUGAUUAUUCGUUUUUAUAGAAUUCACUGAACUACUUUAUGCGGUUGUAAAGGAUUGAAGUUGCAUUUUAGCCAUGCGGCGUUGUAAAGGAUUUGAAGUUGAGCAAUUUAGAAUAUUUUAUACCUGCUUGCA